Molecule: messenger RNA, 801 nt
Organism: Cladophialophora psammophila CBS 110553
Lineage: Eukaryota; Fungi; Ascomycota; Eurotiomycetes; Chaetothyriales; Herpotrichiellaceae
Exons: 3
Coding region: 1-801 (266 amino acids)
Molecular function (GO): oxidoreductase activity, acting on the CH-OH group of donors, NAD or NADP as acceptor
Source: RefSeq, a predicted model, not a curated record
AUGACGACCUUCCAAGAAGUCAACGGCACAGCCGUAUAUAGUGACUUGAAGGGAAAGGUUUUUGUCAUUACUGGUGCAGCCUCCGGCAUGGGCCGAACAACCGCUCUAAUGCUUGCCCAACAAGGUGCUCAUGUUGGUCUUUUGGACUUACAUAAGCCCGACGCAGUCCUAGCUGAGGUCGAACAGCUCGGUGGACAAGGAAUUUCCAUUCAAUGCAAUGUCCAAAAAGCCGACAUUGUUAAUGCUGCGGUCAAGGCAGUAGCAGAGCGUUUCGGCAGACUGGAUGGCGCAGCAAACAUGGCUGGUUAUGUUGGCAAUCAGGGCUUUUUUGGGAAGGGUUACGCUCUUGAUGUGCUGAACGACAACGAUUGGGACGAUAUGCUGGCAACUAACCUGAAUGGAGUCAAGAACUCCAUCCGAGCUGAGCUUAAUCAAAUGAAAGGUCAUGGAUCCAUUGUGAAUGCGGCCAGCAUUGCAGGCCAAUAUGGUCCCGAGUUCAAUGCACCAUACUCUGUUGCCAAGUGGGGGGUCAUUGGUCUGACCAAGUGUCUAGCACGCGAGGUCGGUGCAAGAGGUAUCCGAGCAAAUGCUCUUGCUCCAGGUAUUAUUCGCACAGCUCUUGCUGAUCAGCUGGGAAAUCCCGACCAAGUGAAUGAGAUCUUGGUGAAGAAAACCGCUCUCAAACGUAUUGCCGAGCCCGAAGAGGUGUCUAGGGUUAUCUUGUUCUUGUUUAGCGAUCAAUCAGCUUACAUCACCGGAAGCGUUAUUAAUGUUGAUGGGGCGAUUGAAAAAGGCUGUUAA